Molecule: messenger RNA, 1784 nt
Organism: Cucumis sativus (cucumber)
Lineage: Eukaryota; Viridiplantae; Streptophyta; Magnoliopsida; Cucurbitales; Cucurbitaceae
Product: non-specific lipid-transfer protein-like protein At2g13820
Exons: 4
Coding region: 963-1610 (215 amino acids)
Source: RefSeq, a predicted model, not a curated record
AGAAAUUUUAAAACAUUUUUCAUUAUAAUUUUUAAAACGAGUUUAGUUUAAAAAAUAAAAAAUUGAAUUAGUUACUGAACAUUUAGAAAACUAACAGACUAAUAUAUUAUCAAACAGUCCUACAUCAUUAUGUACUGGAAAUUGAAAUUUUGAUUGUGAUUGAAUUGUUUUGCUGUUAUGACUCAUAACUAUGACGAAUGGUAAAAUGUUUUCAUUAUAUACAAUAUGGUUAUACUUUUCAAUGAACGAACUAAGAUCGAAUUUGACAACUAUUAGUGUCGUUUUUCUUUUUGUAGUUGUUAGAAUCAAAAUUGAACCAACCAAAAUCAAUAAAUCUAUCUAAUAAGAUUAGUUUUUUAUAUAUUAAUAUUUUAUAAAACUGAACCAGGCUACCUAACAAGUAUAUUUUGAACCAAUCAAGACGACUUAUUCAGAAACUUUUCACAUCAAGUAGAAUGACUUGGAAAUUGGAAGUCAAAAGAAUUUACCUUUUCAGAUGGUUCUAUUUGGGACGUAAGCUAACUACAUAAUCCUAAAUGGCCUAAAGGGUAAUUCAGAAAAGAAUUGAAUAUUUUUCAUGCUCUCUAUAUCAAACAUGAAACUUAAUCUUGGAUUAUUUGGCUGAGAAUUAGAGAAAUAAUUAGUAUUUUAGUUCAAUGGUCAUUGUAUACUCUUUCCCUUAAGAUUGGAAGUUCAAAUCUGGAUGCCACACCUUAAGUUUCAGUAAAGUUUGUAACCUCCAAGAUACAGCCGUAAUCGAUUUGAGCUUUGCUGAAGCCUUAUUUCAAGCAUUCUAUCUUCUGAAAGUGGUUGCUGAGGUAGUUGAACAUCAAAACCAAACUCAUGGCUCUCUUUAAGUCUCUUCUAUAAAUUACUUCAUCAUCUUUUCCUCUUCAUUGCAACCAACUUCCAAGUCCAAAACAUCCCUACGUUAGCAUACGCUUCCUAAAGAACUAUCCCAAAUGGCCUCAUUCGUUCUCCUCACUCGAACAAUUCCGUUGCUCGCUGUAGCUUUUGCAGUAGUAAUUCUUCCAGCUUCAGGCCAAAUCAAUUCACCCUGCAGUCCCUCCAUCAUCGCCCGCUUCACUCCUUGUAUGAACUUGCUCACAAACAGCACAGCAAAUGGCACUUCACCAACUGCUGACUGUUGUGAUUAUCUAAGGUCGCUCACCGGCUCAGGAAUGGACUGUCUCUGCCUCAUUGUCACUGCAAGCGUUCCCUUCCAACUACCCAUCAAUCGAUCAUUGGCGAUUUCUCUUCCUCAAGCUUGUAACAUGCCCGGCGUCCCUGUUCAAUGCAGAGCCUCUGCUGCUCCUAUUCCAGCUCCAGGUCCUAUUCCACUUGGUCCAGCUCUUUCUCCUGAAGCUUCACCAUCUCCACAAGGUUCUGGCAUCCCUCAACCUGUCACGCCUGCUCAGUCACCGGAAACAGACACUACUGAGUUUCUAACUCCGCCUUCAACUGAGGGAGGAGCUGAAACUCCAACCUCAACCACCGAUGCUGGCAAUGGGAUUUCACCGGACCUGACUCCCUCAUCUAGCACCAUGCCUUCUUACAACUUCCACCUUCUGGCGUUGGCAUUAAGCUGUGCGGCUUUGAAGCUAAGCUAGAUGCAUAUAGAAAAUUUGUCGAUUUAUUGGUUCCUCCAAGAUAUAUCUUUGUUGAUUUAUUUGUAAAUUGUGGGGUUAUUCUUUUGAGUGGAAUGGUUUCAUGAGGAUUUUGGGCUUUGAGCUGAUUGUUUGUAUACCUUAAUAACAGAUAUAGAGUGUUGUUAAAUUCUUCAA